This is a messenger RNA of Vanrija pseudolonga, 1092 nucleotides long. RefSeq lists its product with no specific name. The record is from RefSeq and is a predicted model, not a curated record. NCBI's taxonomy places the organism in Eukaryota, Fungi, Basidiomycota, Tremellomycetes, Trichosporonales, Trichosporonaceae. The transcript has 2 exons. Gene Ontology annotation, cellular component: cytoplasm. Gene Ontology annotation, molecular function: oxidoreductase activity. Bases 1 to 1092 code for a protein of 363 amino acids.
AUGACGGCCACUACCGACGCCCCCGCCGCGCCCAUCGACAUCCUCCUCGUCGGCUUGGGCUCGAUCGGCACAGUGUACGCGCUACUCCUAGAAAAGAGCGGCCGCGCGCGCGUGACUGCCGUCGCGCGGUCGAAUUACGAGCUGUACACCACGACAGGCGUCAAGAUCGACAGCGACGCCCUGGGUGUCAUUGAGGGGUGGAAGCCGUACCGGGUCUUCAAGUCCCAGGAGGAAGCCCUCGCCGACGGGACGCGCUACGCCCUCGGCCUGCUCGCGACGAAGGCCCUGCCGGACAUUACGCGCUCGUCCGACCUGCUGUCGCCGGCCAUCGCGAGCGGGCGGGUCGCGGCGUGGGCCUUGAUCCAGAACGGGCUCGGCGUCGAGGGUGACCUCUCGGCGGCACUCCAGCCCCUCGGCGUGCCGCUCGUGUCGUCCGUCGCGUGGAUCGGGAGCACGACGAGCGACGGCGGCAAGCUCGUCACCUGGCGGCAGAAGGACACGCUGGUUGCGGGCGUGUACCCGCCCGCCAAGGCGUACUCGGCGGCCGAGAGCGCCGCGCUCGAGCUGUGGACUUCCCUGCUCAAGGACGGAGGGAGCAACGCCCACAGCACCGACAACAUCGACUCGGUGCGCUUCGGCAAGAAUAUCUGGAACGCGGUAUGGAGCAGCGUACAGGGCCUGGUGGGCACGCCAACGCCCGGCCUGAAAGAGUUUGCGGCCGAGGACCUUGCGCCGCUGCGCGCGUUCGCGCGCGAGGUCGUGUCUGUCGGGUUCGAGACGGGGCUGCUGGUGCCUGGCGCACCGUCCUACCCCUACGGCGGCAAGGUCGGCACCGUCGACGAGACGCUCAAGACCGUGUUUGACGGCGUGAUCAACCAGCCCGUUGGGCCGAGGGGCGGGUACAAGAUGAGCUUGCUUGUCGACGUGGAGAACCGCCGCCCGAUCGAGGUCGAGGUCAUCACUGGUGCGGUGCUGCGCCUCGCGAGACAGCACGGCAUCGAGACCCCGCUCCUGGCCUACACUUACUCCCUGCUCCGCGGCGUGCAGAACGGGAUCCUCGCCGAGCGCAAGCAGAAGGACGUCGGCGUGUAG